Messenger RNA from Xylona heveae TC161, 1830 nucleotides. RefSeq lists its product as hypothetical. Gene Ontology annotation, biological process: positive regulation of transcription by RNA polymerase II. The coding region runs from base 1 to 1830 and encodes 609 amino acids. Gene Ontology annotation, cellular component: nucleus. The transcript has 3 exons. Lineage: Eukaryota; Fungi; Ascomycota; Xylonomycetes; Xylonales; Xylonaceae. The record is from RefSeq and is a predicted model, not a curated record.
AUGGCUACUACAGCGGAAACAGCCCAUGCUGCUCCUACCGCUUCAGCUAUUCAGCCUGUCGUCCAGCAGAGCAUCAAGGACGAAACUUUGAGCUGCCAGUGGGCUGGGUGUGGGGAGAAGGCGCAGACUCCCGAACAACUCUAUGAUCAUGUCUGCGAACGCCAUGUCGGUCGGAAGAGCACCAAUAAUUUGAACCUCACUUGCCAGUGGGGAACCUGUCGAACCACCACUGUCAAGCGCGACCAUAUUACCUCUCAUAUCCGUGUCCAUGUCCCGUUGAAGCCCCACAAGUGCGAUUUCUGCGGCAAGGCAUUUAAGCGUCCUCAGGACUUGAAGAAACAUGUAAAGACUCAUGCUGAUGACUCGGUCCUCCUUCGCUCGCCCGACCCGGCUGCUGGGCGGCAUCGCGAUCUUGGGUACCGCAUGGAUCCUACUGGAAAAUUAAACAACGAACUUCAAGCCUUAGCAGCUACUGCUUCUGGAUACUAUGACACGUCGAUGCACACUGGUUACGGACAUGCUCCCUCUGCCACUGGUGGCGGUUACUAUGCUGCUCAAGCUCCCAGCUCCUCGACCUUUGGUCCAGUUUAUUACUCGCUUGGAAGUACUGCAGAGGUGGGCAAUGCUGCGUCGUACGAGACCCGAAAGCGUGGGCUCGAUGCACUGAACGAAUUCUUCGGCGAUGCCAAACGUCGUCAGAUCGACCCAAACUCGUAUGCCGAAGUUGGUCACCGUCUCACGAGUCUGCAAGGCGUCCCACUUUCCUUGCAAAACGGUGCAUUUGCUUCUGAAUACCACCACGUCCCUUCUCCCGUCGCUGCUUCUGCUGGAGGACAAGGACCGGUUCUUCAUCACCAGUAUUCCUUGCCACCGAUGCCAAAUCUUCGCACCAAGAGCGACCUUCUCAACGUGGACCAAUUCCUGGAGCAAAUGCAGGCCACUGUCUAUGAAAGCUCAAAUCAAGCUGCGGCCGCUGGUGUUGCUCAACCCGGUGUUCACUAUGUCCAUGGCGGCUUGAAUUUCCGGCAGAGUCACUCUCCCCCGCAAGCGCCAGCUCACACCGCUCUUCAUACUGGUUCGAGCCACGCAGCCAAUGCUCCGAGCACACACUCCCACGUCGCAAGCGGCGCCUCUGCACAAGGUGGCACUCCAGCUCUGACGCCGGCCUCAAGCGCCAUGUCUUACACGUCUGGUCAUUCCCCCUCGUCCGCUCACUCGGGUCAUCGCCUGUCCCCUCUUCCCCGCGAGUCGUCCUCCAGCAUGUACCCUCAUCUGCCGGCCGUGAGUGCCUCGGGUGACGCUUCCUCUGGUUAUUCUGCCCCGAUGACUGGCCAUGCUCCAGCCUCUACCUUGGGUACCAUGUUUGAGGAACCGCGCCGUCGCUUCUCUGGCGGUACUUUGCAGGCUGCGUCUCGGCCUAGUCGCUCUGACGGUUCUCGCUCGCCCUCUGAAGAAGUUGCCACGCCGCCCGCGAGAGAGACCAACAAGGAAAGUGGCAAUGCCACCUCUUCAGUUAUUGACCCUGCACUUGCCGAGGCCGCCCAGUCUCCUACUACGCAGUCGGAAACCGCCGAAGACCGCGCUCAAGAAAGCUGGGUCGAAAACAUUCGUACCAUUGAAGCUUUGCGAAACAUUAUCAGUGCCAAACUUCAACAUCGUGAGUAUGAAGAAGAAGAUGAGCCAAUGGCUGACCGUGAGCCGACGCAUGAGGAUGAGGUCCGCACGCCUACUGGCCAUUUUAGCAGGGACGAGGAUCGUGAGAUGACUGAAGCCGAGAGGGAUGCGCAGAGCCUGUACCCCGUCUUGCGUGAAGUCGGAGCUGCCGAUUAA